UGCGAAACACAACAACAACUCCACAGUGUUUUCUUCGGCUCCCAGUCUUCAUGCUACUUUGCAAUUAAACUACGACCGACAUCAGUGCGAUAAUAGGCGGUCAGUUUGCGGCUCGCCCAGUUCGAGGGGACAGUCGACGGACGGCGAAUUCGAGUGCGCGGCCAUGCAGUAGCGUCUUUUCACUUGCCAAAAGCGAAAUCAAAGCCAAAAGAAAAAAAACGCCGAGAAGGUCAGAAAAAUGUACACAGGCGCAUACCUGCGCCCGUGUGUCUGCGUGUGUGUGUGUGCGUGCGUGCGUGCGUGUGAGUGCGCAGAAAGUUGUACAGCUGUAUUCGCCUGGCGUAUUUAUCAAUAAGUGACUGCCGUGAUCGCCGGAAAAGCGCAGCUCCUGGAACUCCGCUGGGACCUACGUAAAUGCCACGGGCAGAGAUCCAGGCAGCAGCAGACCCAGUGACGACAGGCCUGUCAGGUGCAGCAGGAGUCCCCAGUGAUACGCAAUAGGUGGGCCGCCCCAGCCCCCUGCUCGGCAGCCAUUUCCCCCAGCUCAUACCAAGCGAGAGGCAGGGGAGGAAUCGUUCGGGAAUCGGAAGUGAACCAGGAGGAAUCGCACCAGCGCACGCGGCAGAGCACUUGCGGCCGCGGUGGCGACCACACGGCGGCAGCUGGGCAGCUGGGCUUCCUAGGAAAACCGAGGAGAGGCAACAGUUUGUAGGUCCUCCGCAUAAGUGCAGCAACAAAGAGAACACCCUGCUAAAGACAAACCCUGCCCUUCCAAGCAGAUUCGACGAAUUCGAAUGGCAUUUGUUUGUUUCGCUCGUUGCAUGCCACCAAACGACAGAAGAUGAACAAUGAACAAACGCCGUCAUCAUCGGACACACCGGCGGAUCGUCUGGGCCCUGGCGGGGAGGCCAUCAAGCUGCCCACGAUCAUACCGGACACGCCCAUCGUCUCGAUCGCCGCUGGGACGAUGAGCGAGAGCACCACCACGACCACCGUAACCCAGACGACGCCGACGUCGUUCUCCAAGGAGCAGCUCAUCAACAUGAUGACGGAGUUCGGUGCCAUGCUCGACCUGAUCAAGGGCACCGACACCCAUGGAGCAGCAGCAGAGGCAGUGGCCGAGGCGGCAGGAGCAGCGGCCGGAACAGCAGCCGGAGCCGCCGCAGUGCGAGCAGCCAAGGCAGGAGCCGGUGCAGCAGCGGCAGGCGUGACAGCAGCGGGAGCAGCCGCGGCCGCCGCUGCAGCUGAUGCAGUGGCAGUGGCCAGCAACCAUGUAGCCAUCAGCCAAGCAGCGAGCAGCAGCCGCGCCAGCGAGCCCAAGAAGUCGUCGUCCCCCAGUAAUCCUAGUAAUAGCCACAGCUCGACUAACCACGCCGCGGCGCCAGAAGCUGCCAGGGGCUCAGCAGCGGCGGCACCAGUGGACUCAUCCUUCUUCUUCGCCAUGCUGAAUGACUCGCCCGGCGCAGAGCUGUCGGCGCGACCGAACCGCAGAGUCCUCCAGUACGGGGCCACGGCCAAGGGCAAGACCCAGGACGAUCAGAAUGUGGGCAAGCGGCAGAAGAAGAAAAAGACAAAAUACGAUACGUGGGAAGACAGCGAUUUUAAUGAUCUCGACGACGCAUCAUUGAAAAAACUUCUCGAGGAGGCCUAUUGGUACCGAAAUCCUGGCGACAGGAAGAACAAGAGCGAGCGAUUUCUGCAAAUGCUCAAAAAGGCUGAGUACGACGAGGAGAUCUCUUAUCGUGCCAUCAAAUCCUGCCUCACACUCAACCCAUCCGCACUAGCGUCCAGUGCAGCGGCAGGCUCGAGCGGCGGCGGCGGGAGCAGCAGCAGUGCAGGGCACAACAGCGGCUACAACUCCACCAAUCACCGGUCCACGGAUCCCGCCCAGCGGCACAAGCAGGGCGGCUCCCUGCAGGAUCUCGUCGAGGCGGCGCACCGCAGCGAGCUGGCCACCACCUCGGCGGCGGCGGCUGCAGCGACGGCUGCCACUACGGCAGCAACGCAACGUUUCAACUGUGAUUACCAGCUGAGUGGCCGCUCCAAUCGACGCCAGCAGCAGCAGCAGCAGCAGCAGCACAACCAAAACGCCACCUCCUGCGCCCCUGCAUCCGCAUCCAAGAAGAUCAAGAACUCAUCCGUCUCGGGCCGGCAGCGCGAAGGAGGCAGCCUGCCCAGCAGCGUUAACUUUGAGCCCUCAGCUGCCAUGGAUGCCAAGCAGCACAAGCAGCAGGCUCACCUCUCCUCGGAGGCGGCCGGAGGAUCCGGUGCCGCAUCUGUGGCUGGCAACAAGCCCCACCACCGCAGCAGCACCGGCAGCUGCAGCAGCCUGCCCAGCCACCUGGGCGAACGCGAUCCGGAGGCGGGCAUACAGUUCGACAUGGAUGAGGACGAGGCGACGGGUGCCGGAGCCGGGACCGGGACCGGGGUUGGCAUAAGCGGCGUCCCGCCCGACUUCCUGUUGGAGCAAAUGGAGCCACAGAACCCCUCGAUGACGUUCCUGCUCGACGCCAUCAGUGGCCAGCCGAAGCAGGCGAAGCAGCCCGCGGAGGCCAGGGACGGCGGUGCCGCCAAAGAGUUCCUAAUCGACGACCCGCUACACUUCUCCGUCCUGGAGGUGUCCGCCAGGAGCCAGCUGCAGCAGCAGGCCCACUAUCUGGCCGCCCUCACCGGACAGUUUGGGCUCGGCCUGGAGGAGCAGAAGCGCAAGGUGGAGGCCGGCUAUGUGUCGCUCAACGACAACUACACGGCCUGCUCCUCGGUGUACGGCGGCGGCGCUGGCUCGCCAGCUGCCAUCGAGAGCAGCAAGCCCUCGACCUCCUCCUCGACCUCAUCCGGCGUCAGUAACUGCGGCGCCUCCUCCGACACGCUCUCCGGCGAUCUGCGUCCCGCCAAGAUUGGGCGCAUGGUCAACGCCGCAGCGUCGGCGGCAGCUGCGUCCAUGGGUGGCAAGGCCACGACGCGCCAGCUGGACGAGAAUGGGAACGCCUUGAGCGAUGGCUUUGGUGGCAACGGAGCCGGCGGCGUCAGCACCACCAGCAGCAAUGGCAACGGCAACCAGUUCACGGCCCUCAUAACCACCACGGUGGGAGCCAGUGCGCCCACCUCGUCGAGCUCCCACCGUCAGAGUAGCGUCUCCACGCUGCUCUCCACGGGCACGAACACCACGACCACGGCCAUGGCAGCGGCGGCGGUGGCCGCAUCCUACAGCCAGCUGCAGCAGGCGCCCGGAGGCGGUGCAGUGGCCGCUGGCUCGGGGAUUGGCAUUGGCAUACAGCAGCCCACCACCACCAAGCAGAAGGCAAAGAAGAAGUCGCAGCAGGAGAGGAACACCACCACCGUGGAUGUGGAGUCGGUGGCCGGCUACCGGGGCAACGAUCCCGUCGAGCAGCUGGUCAAGUACAUCGAGAACGAUGUCAACGGCGGCGGCAACAAUGCGGCGGGUCAGCGCAAGAAGGAGCGCAAGAAGCAGAACAAGCUCAAGAAGAGCAACUCGCUGGAGGAGCUGCGCAGCUGCUCCAAAAUGGAGGUGGACGACUUGAAGCGCCAGUCGGCGACCACGGAGAUGAUGCGCCAGAAGAAGGGCUCGAACAAUUCGGCCUCGGGUGGCUCGUCGUCCUCGGGCGCCGGGGGCAAGCACAACUCGGCCUCGGUGGCGGACAUCAGCAAGAACUGCAGCAAGGAGCCGCAACAGCAGUCGGUGCAGGUGCGAGGCAGCGGCAGCGGCAACCCGGGAGCGCAGCAGCGCAAGGGCGAGCGGCGAUCGUGGGGCACCGAGGAGCUGCAGUACCUGGGCGAUCACCAGGAGAUAGCAGCCGCCUGGUCGGAGCCAGAGACUCUGGGCCAGAAGCAGCUGCCGCUGGCGCUGCCCGCCCUGGCGCGCAUGUCCGAGCUGGAUGCCCUGAAUACCGUGCUGUCGGAGACCGCCGAAUUCCAUGUGGUGACCAAGAAGAAGAAACCAAAGAAGCAGCGCGCCGUCACCAUGGACGAUGCAGCGGUGGCGGCUGCCGCCAGUACGGGCGGCAACCUGCAACGCAUGCAGCAGAUCACCAAGUCGGCCUCCUCCAACAUGAUGUCCCAGCGGAUGCACUACUACACGCCGUACACCGGCAACAACAACGGCGGCGGAGCAGGAGGCACUGGUGGCUACAAGCAGCAGCAGCAGCAGCAGUACCAGGAGCACUACCAGGCGCCGCAAGGGCAGCACCAUCAUCAUCACCACCAUCACCACCACCAUCAUCACCAUCAUGGCGGCUCGGCGGUGUCCAGCCAGGUGGACAGCUCGCGUCGCAAGUCCACGUCGUCCAUGCCGCCGUCGGAGAAGUCGGACUCCAGUGAUCUCGACUCGGUGCACUCGCUGCCCAUCCAGACGGGCAAGAAGAAGAGCCUCGGCGGCGGCAACAACAAGCAGCGGGCGGCGCAGGCCGCCAGUCAGCGCCAGGGCAAGCAGAGCAACAACUCGCCGGCUCCCAUUUCGUAUGCGGACAUUGCCCGCAACAAGAAGGAGGCGCUGAACAACGCCACGGCCAGCGACACGGAGCUGGAGCUGGGCGACAAGUUUCAGGCCAGGAGCGGCGGCAAGUCCAAGUCGCGGCCCGAUUUCCCCGAGCUGCCGGGCGCUGCUACGCCGGCGGCUGGAGCUGCUGGUGCCGCCAACCAGCCGGCCCUUGUUAGCAGCCAAACUACGGCGCCGUCCUCGUCCAGUUCGAUCAGCUACUCGCAGAGCCUCAAUGCCACGCCGCCCAGCAGCAGCAGCGAUGCGGAGACGGCCAACUCGCCGGAGCUGCAGGCGCAGGUGCUGGUGUCCGCCUCCAGCCUGGCCACGCCCACGCUGGCCGCGUACACGAGCAGCAGUGUCAGCAGCUCGAACGCCAGCACCUCGUCGACCUCCUCCUCGCCGCCGGCCCUGCAGAAGUCCAAGAGUGUGGAGCACGAUGCCACCUACAGUUGCAACAGCAGCAACCUGGACCAGCAGUACCCGGCGCUGGAGAAGACCGUCAAGCGGCACAGCACCAACAAUGUGUCCGUGGCCGUCGCGGCAGCCACCUCGGCUUCGUUGUACAACUUCGCAGCUGCAGCCAAGCAGCAGCUGGAGGAGAAAGCCUCUCUGGUCACAUCGCCGCCGGCAGCAGCAGCAGCAGCAGCGGCAUCAGCAACAACUACCUCAACCGCAGUCGCAGGCCCAGCUCCUGCUGCAGCUACAGUUCCUGGUCCAUCGUCAUCCUCAGCUCAAGCUUUGACUCCGUGUCCUGCCGCAGCUUCAUCCUCAGUCAAGGCCAAGGCCAAGCCAAAGGAGCCAUCGCCUACCAGCAGCAGCAGCAGCAGCAACAGCAGUAACACGAGCAAGAAGCCCGCGAAGCCUAGUCAAGAGGAGGCGACAGUCAGCCUGUCCAGCACCGCCAAGGCGACCACCAGCACCAGCACCACUACCACGCAGAAGACCACGGCUGCCACGCAGACGGAGGGAGCCAAGAAGCUGAUCAGCGGCAGCCAUAAGCUGGCCAGCAGUAGCUGCAUUGCCAAGGGAGCCGGCGCCGUCUUGGAGGCCACCGGCGGCAGACGUGCUGUGAUUAUACUGAACGAUGAUCGCGAGGCGGGCAGGAGCAACAACGAGUUCAUCUUCGGGGACUUCAACGAGGAUGAGCUGAAGCUCUUCGACGACAACCUGGAGGAUGAGGCGGAGGACGAGCCCAAGCAGGCCUCGAACAAGCAGCAGCAGACAGAGGCGGACUCUGACGCGGGCCAGGAUGACACGGAGGACGGGGACCAAGAACUGGACAAGGAGGCGGACAGCCGGGAGAAGCAGUCGCAGAAGCAGCAGGAGCGCCGGCCGGAUGACAGUGCGAGCAGUGAUCAGCAGCUGAAUGACUCUGGCGCCGCCUCGGAUGCGGUCAACAGCUCGGCCAGCCUGGACAUGCUCUCGAUUUCCGCGGAGGCGGCUCAAUCGUCGCCGAAUGCGGGAGCAUCGGCCACCUCGUCGAGCGCCGCCAGUCUCAUUAACUCCUCCACGCCCUCGGCCUCGUCGUCCUCCUCGGCGAGCACCUCCACCUCAUCGUCCUCUGUCUCGAUUUCGUCCUCGUCCGGCGGCAAUGGCGCCGCCUGCUUGGCCUCCAUUUCGGGCAUGCUGGGCGGAGUGGCCAAUCAGUCGGGGGACAGUGGCAUCUACGGUGCCGCCAAUACGUCCAUUAAGGAGCACGUCAACAAUUUCCUGAGCAAGGCCAGCAGCAGCGAGGAGACGCUGCCCAGCGCCAACUCCAUUUCGAUGCAGCAGCUGGAGACGUGCAACGACAUCGAGGCGGCCAUCAUAGCCGCCGCCCGUGCCGCCGCCGCUGCCCGGAGCACCAGCUGCAGUCGCAGCAACUCGCAGGAGCAGGAGCAGUCGCAGGCCAAGACCAAGUCUAAUACCAAUCCGAAUACCAAUCCCAAUCCGGAGGCGAAAGUGGCCCUGCCCGUGUUCAUGGCCUAUAACGACGACGACGAGGAGGACGACGAGAGCCUGCAGGAACUGAGCUUCAUGGCCGACCUCAAGGCGGAUGCAGCCACGACGUCCGCGGAGGCGGAGGAGGUGACCAUCCUGUCGGCACCGCCUUCGCGACCGGCGAUGAUGACCAACACGGAACUCAUCGUCGACUACAUCGCCAACACCUGGAAUGCCAUUGCCAACAGCAAGUAUGUCACAUACUACAACGAGCAGGAGCAGGAGACCUAGAAACCAACCGUGUCACCAGCGACACCUUCGCGAUCAGCCACGUUAGGGCAACCGCAGCAAGAGCCACAGCAGCAGCAACACCAGCAACACCAAUCGCAAUAGCAACGUCAGCAAUAUCGGCAGCAAUUUAACGAGAGCAUCCAACAUCGGCUGAAGGCAGGGCAGGAGUUUAGUUCGAAUUGCAUGUUCGGUUGUUUAAACACGUUUUUUUUUACUUUGUGCUGGGCCAUCGUUUAUAGAUCUACCGAUAUCGUA
Drosophila biarmipes is the source of this 6964-nucleotide messenger RNA. Its product is annotated as pneumococcal serine-rich repeat protein. NCBI's taxonomy places the organism in Eukaryota, Metazoa, Arthropoda, Insecta, Diptera, Drosophilidae. The transcript is spliced from 7 exons. The record is from RefSeq and is a predicted model, not a curated record. Bases 842 to 6709 code for a protein of 1955 amino acids.